Macrosteles quadrilineatus (aster leafhopper) is the source of this 1074-nucleotide messenger RNA. RefSeq names its product lipase member I-like. The transcript is spliced from 7 exons. Gene Ontology annotation, molecular function: lipase activity. NCBI's taxonomy places the organism in Eukaryota, Metazoa, Arthropoda, Insecta, Hemiptera, Cicadellidae. Gene Ontology annotation, biological process: lipid metabolic process. The record is from RefSeq and is a predicted model, not a curated record. The coding region runs from base 1 to 1074 and encodes 357 amino acids.
AUGGCUGCUCUGUUAUUUGCAUUCUAUUUGUUUGACAUGACAUACGUUAAGGUUAAAGUUUAUCAUAAGACAGGAAAUGGGUUCAAAGGGAAAUUUAAACGUUUACCACGAGCACUCCGUAAUUUCAAGCCGGAGAGAGAUGUGUGUUUUUAUCUUUUCACUGAGCACAAUACUCAUCAAGGCCACAGGAUAUAUCCAGAAAAGCCAUCAAGUCUUUUUAUUUCUCAUUUUGACUUCAACAAAGAUGUCAAAAUACUUAUUCACGGAUGGAAAAAUACUGGGAAUUCAACAUUUGGCCGUAUUGUCAAGGAUGCUUACAUCAGCCAGAUGGGUGUGAACGUGAUCGUAGUUGAUUGGCACAAGUUGUCGAUACUUGCAUAUCACAGGUCGUGCAGACACAUGGACAUGGUCGCAGUUAGAGUCGCAAUUCUGUACGACUUCUUGCGACAGUACGUCGCACGACGUGCCAUCCACAUCAUCGGCCACAGUCUUGGAGCUCAUGUAGCAGGCAUCGCCGGGGAAGUUGUCCAGAGAGGAAAAAUAUACCGAAUUACAGGAUUAGACCCUGCGGGACCAAUGAUCAGCAAGAUCAGGACUCAUGGUCGGCUAGACAAGGAAGACGCAGAGUUUGUUGAUGUUAUACACACAAGUGGGUUCAUGUUGGGGUUCUACUCACCCCUGGGACACGCUGAUUUCUACCCCAACAAGGGAACCCCCAUACAACCUGGGUGUGGGGUGGACGUUGUGGGAAGAUGCAGCCAUAGAAGAUCGUACCACCUUUUUCAAGAGUCAAUAUUUAACAGUUCAGAGUUUAUGGCAUUACAAUGUCAGAACUGGAAACAUUUUGUGAAAAACAAAUGUUUCCCCACUUGGCAUCGGAUGGGAGAACAUAUCCAGUAUGGCCAGCUUUAUUGUGAUAGUCGAUUAUCUGAGUGUCUCGCACCGAAACUCUGGCAAUUCUCGUGUAAUCUCGACCGUCUCGCUACGAGACGCUUGGCACUCAAGCUACGACAAUGGUGCGUCUCGGAGCGAGACGCGGCGGCACUCAAAGGGAUAAAUCAGAUUUCACAAUAA